This is a messenger RNA of Sus scrofa (pig), 5606 nucleotides long. Lineage: Eukaryota; Metazoa; Chordata; Mammalia; Artiodactyla; Suidae. The record is from RefSeq and is a predicted model, not a curated record.
UCGCCCGGCUACGCAGGCGGCGGGGCUGCGGCACAGGCCGGGCGGCACCAUGGCGGCGGCGGCGCCUGCUGCUGCUGCGGCUUCUUCCGAGGCGCCGGCGGCGACUGCGACGGCAGAGCCAGAGGCCGGGGACGAGGACAGUCGCGAGGUCCGAGUGCUGCAGAGCCUGCGGGGCAAGAUCUGUGAAGCGAAAAAUUUAUUGCCGUAUCUUGGACCCAACAAGAUGAGAGAUUGUUUCUGUACCAUAAAUUUGGACCAGGAAGAAGUUUAUCGUACCCAAGUUGUUGAGAAAUCUUUAAGCCCAUUUUUCAGUGAAGAAUUUUACUUUGAGAUUCCAAGAACUUUCCAGUAUUUGUCUUUCUAUGUUUAUGAUAAGAAUGUUUUACAAAGGGACCUUCGUAUAGGAAAAGUAGCCAUCAAAAAAGAAGACCUGUGUAACCACAGUGGUAAAGAAACUUGGUUUUCACUACAGCCUGUUGAUUCCAAUUCAGAAGUUCAGGGUAAAGUUCACCUUGAAUUAAAACUGAAUGAACUUAUAACAGAAAAUGGAACUGUGUGCCAGCAGCUUGUUGUACACAUCAAGGCAUGCCAUGGGUUGCCUCUCAUAAACGGACAAAGCUGUGACCCUUAUGCAACAGUUUCUCUAGUGGGCCCUUCUCGGAAUGACCAAAAGAAGACAAAAGUAAAGAAGAAAACAAGCAACCCGCAGUUUAAUGAAAUCUUUUAUUUUGAGGUAACAAGAUCCAGUAGUUAUACCAGAAAGUCCCAGUUCCAGGUAGAAGAGGAGGACAUUGAAAAGCUGGAGAUUAGGAUCGACUUGUGGAACAAUGGAAACCUGGUCCAAGAUGUUUUCCUAGGUGAGAUUAAGGUCCCUGUGAACGUGUUAAGAAAUGAUUCCUCUCAUCAAGCCUGGUACUUGCUGCAACCAAGAGACAAUGGAAACAAGUCAUCUAAAACGGAUGACCUGGGAUCCCUUCGAUUAAAUAUAUGUUAUACAGAAGACUAUGUGCUUCCUUCAGAGUACUAUGGUCCUUUGAAAACUCUGCUGCUAAAAUCACCAGAUGUUCAGCCUAUAUCUGCCUCAGCUGCUUACAUUUUGGGUGAAAUAUGUCGAGAUAAAAAUGAUGCUGUUUUGCCCCUUGUACGACUGCUGCUCCACCAUGAUAAACUUGUUCCUUUUGCCACUGCAGUGGCUGAAUUAGACUUGAAGGAUAUACAAGAUGCAAACACAAUUUUUAGAGGAAAUUCCUUGGCUACCCGAUGUCUGGAUGAGAUGAUGAAAAUAGUGGGAGGGCACUACCUGAAAGUAACAUUAAAACCUAUUCUAGAUGAGAUAUGUGAAUCCUCAAAAUCCUGUGAAAUUGAUCCUAUUAAAUUGAAAGAGGGAGAUAAUGUAGAAAAUAAUAAGGAGAAUCUGCGCUACUAUGUAGACAAGUUAUUUAGUACAAUUGUAAAGUCAAGUAUGAGCUGCCCCACUGUAAUGUGUGAUAUCUUUUAUUCUCUGAGACAAAUGGCUACUCAAAGAUUUCCUAAUGACCCUCAUGUUCAGUAUUCUGCAGUGAGCAGCUUUGUAUUUCUUCGUUUCUUUGCUGUAGCAGUAGUAUCACCUCAUACUUUUCAUUUGCGACCUCAUCAUCCAGAUCCACAGACAAUUAGAACAUUAACUCUCAUCUCAAAAACCAUUCAAACUUUGGGAAGCUGGGGGAGUCUGUCCAAAAGCAAGUCAAGUUUCAAAGAGACAUUCAUGUGUGAAUUUUUCAAAAUGUUUCAAGAGGAAGGAUAUAUCAUGGCAGUUAAAAAGUUCUUGGAUGAAAUUUCAUCUACUGAAACUAAAGAGUCCAGUGGUACAAGUGAACCUGUGCACCUGAAAGAAGGUGAGAUGUAUAAAAGAGCUCAGGGAAGAACUCGGAUUGGAAAAAAGAAUUUCAAGAAACGGUGGUUCUGCUUAACAAGCAGAGAGCUCACCUACCACAAGCAGCCAGGUAAGUUCAUUGAACGCAAAGAUGCAAUUUACACCAUUCCAGUGAAAAACAUUCUUGCCGUGGAAAAACUGGAAGAGAGCUCUUUCAAUAAGAAAAAUAUGUUCCAAGUGAUACAUACGGAGAAACCACUCUAUGUCCAGGCAAAUAACUGUGUAGAAGCUAACGAGUGGAUAGAUGUGCUGUGCAGGGUGAGCCGAUGCAAUCAGAACAGGCUCACUUUUUACCAUCCUUCUGCGUAUCUAAAUGGAAGCUGGCUCUGCUGUCUGGAGACCAGUGAAAAUGCUCUCGGCUGCAAGCCAUGUACUGCAGGUGUCCCUGCAGACAUCCAAAUAGAUAUUGAUGAAGACAGAGAAACAGAAAGAAUUUAUUCCCUUUUUACUCUCAGUUUACUUAAGCUGCAGAAAAUGGAAGAGGCUUGUGGAACUAUAGCCGUCUAUCAAGGACCACAAAAAGAGCCAGAUGACUAUUCUAACUUUGUAAUCGAGGAUUCUGUAACAACCUUUAAGACAAUUCAGCAAAUAAAAAGCAUCAUAGAGAAGCUGGAUGAACCUCAUGAAAAGUAUAGGAAGAAAAGAUCGAGUAGUGCAAAAUAUGGGAGCAAGGAAAAUCCAAUUGGUGGGAAAACAACUUAAGAGUUUGACCAGUUGAUUCAGAAGAACUGGAAAAUAUUAUUUUUGUCAGAGUUUUUCAAUUCAUCGUAUACUUUGUUCAAAGUAUUUAAGAAUGAACAUUGACUUCAAUGUCACCUGCAUCCACGUUGUAUUUAAUAUUUAAUAAUCGAAAUUAACUGCUUGGGAAUCCUGGUAUUGACGUAUUCCUAGAGAAUUUAAAACCCAAGAUUCCCUUCAUAUCUUACGUGUUGAAAGCCAUGUUUCUGCAACUUCUUUUUAAUAGAGUCUUCCUAAAGAAAAGAAGCUUUGUAACAAAAGGAGAAGCCCUUCCAUAGCAAGAAACCAUCUCUUCUUGUAACACUCCGUGUUCUGUGGACUUUUCACUACCAUUAGUGCCUGCUCUGUACUGCCAACAUUGUGUUUUACUAGAAAAUCCUAAUCCAUGACUAUUCAGAGCUUUCCAUUUAGUUCAUCUAGACUCUCCCUCUUCAAAAAAGAAAAAAAAAAAAAAAAAAGAUUUCCUUUGGUCCAACGGUCAUUACAGUUUCCAUUAGGGACAGUGACAGAAACGUUCAAAAACUGCCAGAGCAUCCUUUUGCCUAUUUAGAGAUGUAAACAGAACUCAGAAAGGAGGAAUCAGGGAACAGGUACUGUUGUGUGCAUCUUGUUUACAUUUGGGAUGAGUGAUUGGCAGAGGAAAUAAAAUGAGACCACUAAAUUUUUUUCAUUGUUUUAAACAUCAGGUACUCAUUUUCUUGAUUUGAGAGUUGAGGUUAACAUGACUUCUAAGGACUUCUCUUCUGAAAAAGAAGAGACAGUCAACAGUGGGGAAAGGUGGCGGUAAAAUCACUUGACUUCACCUGUUGCUCUGUGAGGCGAGAGCUAACUCAACAACAGUCACUUGGCGCACUUUAGUAAUCCGGGCCACCCCAGAUUACACUCUAGAUACUCCGCGGUAUCUAAUCUUUAUGAUCAGUUGAAUGAUCAGUGUUUAAGUCUAGAAAUAGUGCUUUCCUGAAAAAUGUUUAUAUUUCAUUGCUGUUUCCUUAUUGCCUGCUAGCCAAAUGGAAUUUGGGCCAGCAACUGUUUGAAUCUUGUUUUUUUCCCUAGUAAUUUCCUUCUACCCAAACAAUCAUCACUGUAAAUAAGUAAUCGAAGCGAGUUGCCACCUUGAAGAGGGAUACACUUUGCUUCAUCAGUAUUAAAAACGAUGGUACUCUUAUUUUGUCUUUUAAAAUUCAAGACAUUUUCUAAAUGUGGUACUUUGAACCUUGGAGUAUUUUACAUGUUUCUGUUUAAAACUGUGACUUAUUCAUGUAAGUCUAGCUAGUAGUGCUUUUUUUGUUUCCCUGAGCAUAAGCUAUAUUUCAAGAUACACUCUGCCAAUUAUGUUAUUGGCGAGUUACUGUUUUUAAAUUAUAAUGUUACUAAGGUAAUUAUUUUUAAAGGCCAUUGGCACUCAGAGUUGUUCCAUAAAUGAUUACAACUGAACAAUGUAUUUCUCUAAAAGACUUGUAAAAAUCGGUUGGUUUUGUUUAAGAAUUAAUCCUAGUGUGCAUCAUGGUAGGCUAUUCCUGGCCCAUUUUUAAAGACAAGUUUGAAAAAAUCCUUUGAAUUUUAGGAGCAUUAACUAUACCGAUUUAUCAGUGUGGAAGAAUUUUACCAUUUAACAAAUCUCUCAUUGUUGAAUCUCAUUCAGACGGAAAUUCCCUUUUAAGAGUCUCUGAAUGUCUGCCUGCAAAGGAAUGUAAACAUUGCCAGGUACCAUUCAUUACUCUGGAGUGGCUUCUUUAGUUAUGUUCUUCUAAUAGUUCUAAUAUCAAGUCCUCAGGAUUAUUUCUAAAGUUCACAGCAUUCUCAAAGGGACCAAGGCUGUGUGAAUACGUGACUCAGAAUUUGAAAAGGAGUUCAGUUACUAAUUCUUCUCUUCACGUGACACUUUUAAGCAGCCAGUUUGACUGGAAUUAACCAUCUUGGCACAGCCUAAAAACAAGUAAUAUGAAAUGAAAUUUUCUUUCAAAGUCUUCUGAGAUGAGAGACCAUGUCAGUGGGACCCCCAAGGUAGCCUAGGUACGUACUUGCCUCCAAGGGCCUCAUUCCUCUGCUGUUACUUAUGAGUACUUUGAUUUUUACCACUGAAUCUGCUUUCUCUGCCUUUUCCACACUUGAAAAAAUACAUGGCAGCUCACUUCACCUUAAAACCCUGAAAACCCCAAGAAGGAAAGAAAAGGAUGAUAUGGAGAAACUCUUGCCAUAAAUGCCAGUUCUGGCUCUUAGUUUAGCUUUUUCCAUCAGUUGAAAUUAUGAUCUGUGGCUUGUUUUGUUGUUACUGUUUGUUUUUUCGUUUUUUGUUUCGCUUUUUUUUUAACAUUCAUUUAAUAAGAUAAUGGGCAAUAGCAACGUUUUUUACUCCCAGGAAUAUAAUUUAUCAAAUUGAACUAUUUUAUUUGCCAAAGAAAUUUGUUUAUAAUAUCACGGGUAAUUGUUAAGUGUCAAAACACGGCUUUCCUUAUUCUACAAAAAAAAGGUGAUGAAUGAUAUGGCUUUUGUUUGUUUCUGAAGCCUAAUUUCAUUCAUUUAUCAGAAAGGCUCAUUCAUGCAAGGUUUUAGAAAGCAGAUUUUUUUUUUUUUUAAGUAAAAGCACCUUUAAUUUGUCCUAACGGUACAUCCUGUAAAGACAAAAUGCUACAAAGCCUUUUAGGUGUCUUUACAGUAUGUGAAAAAUACAAGACUCAUUCUAGAGUUAAAUUACCAGUCUUGAUUGAUACUAUCUGCUUUCAUUUUUAUUAUCUAGGAAAUUAAUAUGUUGUUAGUAAAUAUUGGUUUUUACAGUGUCCAGUUUGAAAAUGUAAGUUAUCAAAACUUAAUGUAGUGAAUUUGUGUAACCAUGUUGUAUUGUUGAGAAUGUAUUUUUAUUUAAAUUUUAUUUUCUUAUCAAGAGUAUUAUAAAAAUUAAAAACUUUUGUAACUGUCGCUUGGAAAUAACUCAAAUAAAUUACAAGAAUCCUGUCCA